Chilo suppressalis (striped riceborer) is the source of this 3811-nucleotide messenger RNA. Lineage: Eukaryota; Metazoa; Arthropoda; Insecta; Lepidoptera; Crambidae. The record is from the annotation of a GenBank genome assembly.
GUUAUUUUCUAUGACCCUUAGAGCUUAUACCAAAAAAGGAAGAAUAAUAAAAAAUAAGAUUAUGGCUGCAUGGCUUUGCCUUUGCCUUUCCCAAUAGGGAAGAAUAGGACUAAAAAAAAAGGAACGAAAAUAAAUAGCACAAAGUUAUAUUUUUUUAUUGUUCAUCAAAAUUUUAUUUAUCGCAGGGCAAUAUGAAAAUCACUAUCACAUAUUUGUAGGUGCCAGCCGACCUAUAGAUAUUUAUACCUUUGAUAAAAUAGUUCAAACUAUUUGCUAAAUCUACACAAUUUUUUUAAGUUGAAAAUAUUGCGCCGACGAGUCAUGAAGAUUUAAUGAUAAUGUUUUCCACAAAUCAUAAAACUAUCUUUGUCCUUGAUCACACACCAUAUUUUGGAAUAUCUUCAGACUAUCCAAUAGAUUUUGAUACUUCUAAGAGCAGAGGACCAGGUUACGUACCUUUGCCGCCGGUGUGCAAAUCGCUAUGGACUUGCAGCGUAGAAGCAGCUGUAGAGUACUGCCGAAUAGUGUGGGAUUUAUUUCCUGAAGGAAAACUAGUUCGAUUUGUGGUGAGUGACUCAGCUGCACAUAUUUUAAAUACAUGGGCAACAACACAACAAAACUUGACACAUAUAUUGAAUGGCCUUUGCCUGGUCGGCCCUGUCCGGCGUGGAGCUGGUGGAGAUGUAGUUGGUUUGGUAGCUGCAAUUGAAUCUCUAGCUGAACCUUCAUCCAACCAAUCAACUAGACCAGCUGCUGAAAGACUUGUACAGAACAGGGGCCGUAUAAUAUGUAUAACCAGUGCAAGAGAUGAUGAUUCAAUCAGAAGUCUGGCAGGAAUUGCUCUCAACACAAUUAUUCAGCAGAACAAAAAAGCUACACAACCUCAACCACCUGCCAGCCCGGAAUCUUCUACAACUGCUCAAUCUCUUGUCAUCAAUUAUUGUCAUCUAGUAAUUAUAAAUGUGGCUCCCGAAAAAGCUGACACUAGGGUUACAAAUCAACCAUUGACUGAGAUGGGUGGUGGACUGAUGGGUGUGGAAGUGAUUGUUUCCAGAGCUAGUACUCUAGCAAAUCUUCUGGGAAGAUUGGUAUUGCCACAUUAUAGACUAGCUACAACUACUGUUACUGGAAUUCCAAUGAAGGAAGAACAAAACGCAAGCUCGAGUGCCAAUUAUGACGUUGAAAUAAUUCACUCCUUGGAUGCUCAUGCUGGCUUGAGGGCAUCUCAGACUGCGGCUGAGGCAGCAGAAUCGGUUGUCCUUCGUUGGUGGACACCCCGUGGUGCCGAAGGGGGCGCUAGCGGUUGCAGUGGCCCUUUAUGGCGCGUGACGCCCGCAGACGUGGCCUCUAGACCUUCAGCCUGCCUCGUCAACUUCCUGCUGAAUGGGCGCUCCGUAACGCUGGAGGUGCCCAGGAAAGGCGGCGGUAGAUCUGCGUCUCACGUAUUGGCCGCUCAGGGCGGGGAACUGUGGAUCGGGGCGUUGGGCGGGCGGACCACGUACGACGACCCGCCCGCACUGUCUGAAGGGGCGGGCGGCCGGGUCACUGACUAUAGGAUAAAAGAGUUCGGCGCUUUAAUGCAACAGAACCGCUUGGGCCCCUUACGAGGAUCAGGCGCUAACGGACGGGCGAGAGCUCGCCUACAACGACAUACCACUUAUUGGCCGCUCACUAUAUCCUCUACGCUCAUAUUUAAUCUAGGAUCGGUAAUGGAUCCGCUAACCCGCCUGGUCGUCCAAGAGUCCCUUACGGACGAAGAAGUGGACACUUGUAGAAGCGUACUCCUUUCGUUGCUGGGAAUGGAAUCCCGACAUGAGUUUCCGACGGCACAGCUGCCUUCAAACAUGAGAGGUAAAUCCAGUGGUCGUCGCGAAGAGCUCUGGCGUCAAAUAUGGGGUGAAUUAGAAGCUUUGAUUCGAGCGCAUUCAGCGUCGCCCGCGCACAGAGCCUUGCUGCGAGUGCUGUUAGAAUGUCGCGCGCACAACAACCAUACUUCCGACAGCGAAUCCCGUGCCAGCGUGAUUCGAGCAACCACAGAUUCGCCUCUAUCGCCAGUGGGCUCGGGCAAUGGCCAAUCAGGCGACGUUUGGGCUCCCAGGAACGUUCUAGAUGCACUAUUGGCGGGACCUCGCCCUUCGAGGCGACCAGACUUCGCGGGAAGAAUGGCCGCCGGGAAUAGACCGGCUGUAUUAUACCAACACUUGCAACAAGACGUAGAAGCCCAACACUGAUAUGGCAUUACAUAUACAGUAUUAUUCCAUUCGGCUAAUAAAACCUUUGUAAUAAAGUUCGUUGAAGAGAGCGUUUAUUUGAAAACUACACGAAGAAACGAGCUGUACUGAAAAAAGACAUUGAGGAUUGGAAGUCCAGCACUCUAGCGGAGUGGUUUAUUUUCCCUUUUGGUUAAUAAAGAAUAUGCAAUAAAGCUAGUUAAAUGGGCGUUUUUUUUUAUUGUUACUAGACACACGUUUCGUUUACAAAUCAGCGUGAUUCCUGCAUUACAUAUUCCUCUUUGUCGCUAGUAGGUGCGGGCAGCGGCCAAUCAAGCGAAGUUUGGGCGCCCAGGAAUAUUCUAGAUGCACUAAUGGCUGGACCGCGCCCUCCGAGGCGACCAGACUUCGCGGGAAGAAUGAUCGCCGGUAACGGACCGGCUGUACUGUACAAGAAUUUGAAAGAAAACGGCGAAACUCAGCCAGGAUGAGGGGUUGUCUACUUCCCUUUUGUCACUAUGAAGAAUACUAAAUGAAUAUUGAGUUUUUCGGUGCCAUUUAUGUAGUGGGCUCCUGUUGUUGGUAUUAAUUCGCAAAUUGUAACGAAGUCAAUCCUACUGAAUUUUUCAGCGAACUCGCAGGAUACAUUAUAUUGCGUCCAAAUCAAUGUUUAGGAAAAUUUUCGCCAGCAGUUGACGCAACUGUGACAAGAGGUCUUUUAUAUGAAGUUUAUGGUGCUAAUUAAUCGAACAAGCAUUAAAAAUUGGUCCAUAGACUAUGACCACAUACGUGAUUUGACGGAUGAAUAGACCUUUCGUCUCAGUCCUGCCACCUGGCUCCCGUACUUCUUUUAAACCCUCAUUGGUAUCCUCUAAUUCCAUUACUACUGCAGUGCAUAGUGCUAAUGCUAAAGCUAGUGUUAGUUUCAUAUUUAACUGAGUGGAUAAGGGCUGAAUUUUCUAUUUUGAGAUAUAAAUUGUCUGCCAAAUAAAUCAUUACCCAGUCCAAAAGAAAUUUCAUCCACAAUCACAACAAUCCUCAAUAGUUUGAUGGAAAAUAACCAAUGUUCAUUUUGUCCAUAUAAUACGAUGCAAAUAAGUCUUGUAUUAUCCCGGGAUUUCAUCAGCCCUUAAUAUGUCCAAGUCUUAAGGCAGAUUUUUCAAAUGCUGCUUAAAUGACAUAACGUUUUCAAUAUAACUGUACAGUACAAAUAGUACGAUAUUAGAGGAGAUUUAAAUUUUGUUUAGGGAUUCAUUUUCCCCUAACGAAAAAUAAAAAGUAAAAUAACUAUCAUGUUUUCUAUCGUUGUAGUUGUUUUCAUUUCUAUAACACUGGGUUUUUGCUUAGAUAUAAUUAGGUUUGGUUGGAAUUAGUGCAAUGUAUGCUAUAUAUAUAUAUUACCAUGCCCAACACAAUAGUUUAAAUUGUAUAUUUACAAAAUCCCAAACAUCCAACGCUUUGAUAAUAUAAUUUAUUAUUAUUUAUAUUAAUUUGAACGAUUUGCCCCAUAAAUAUUAUCACAUUUGCUAAAUCCUAUUUUAAAGUUUUGCAUGUUAUGAAUAUUCAUUUCAUUCAUCGUCGUCGUUGUCGUACAAUGUUUC